UUUCAUCUGUUGUUUAAUUAAACGUAAGGAUAAUAAUAUACAGACCUUUGUUAAUUAUUAUUAAAAUGGCUCAAAAACGGGCAGAACUAAAAGUAUAUUGGAAUAAGAUAACCUACGCAUAUCCCAUUCUCAACGACACAUUAUUUACCGACUGCACAAACGCCGAAUAUGAUGAGGUUCAGCAAAUCAUUGUUGGUUUGGGCAUUCCUGCUAGAAUAAGAGAUUUGGUAUUGUUGCAUACAGAGAAGUAUGUGCGCCAACACAUAACACCAUCCUUCUGGUCGAAGUUUACUGUCGUCGAGGAGGAGGUGAAAGGAUUCCAACUCUUCAAGUCCGCUGUGAACGACCUGUACGAGUCUGUCUCGAAUUUUAUGCCGAUGCUGCGGCGACUGGCCAUCCUGAACAAUAGUUGUUGUGAUAAUAAACCUAUAUUUGGAGAGAAAGAUGUAAUUUUAGGCUUCAAGCAGCUUAUUCGGGCUACACUGUUGUCUCAACUGCCUCUGGAUUUCCAGGUGAUCAUAAAUCAUUUUUAUAAAAUGUCAUUUAAUGUUUUUGAUAAUGAAAAUGAGAGUUCUGACAUGAGUGAAGAUGUCACAUGUGCGGGAUGUUCAAAUGAAUAUUCAGAAUGCAAUUGUGCUUAUAUUGUAAAAGUAUUUCAUGACACCAACAGGAAAUUGAUGGAGUUGCAGUUGUUAGAAAGACUGACAGGGCAGGUGCUUACAAGCUUUAUUCAGCUGCGAAUAGACUCUCACAUUCAGAAACUUUGCACUGGCACUGAUGUUUCACAUAUAAGUGCAUUGGAGAAUUGGCUCGAGACUACUGUGAUGUCCUGGCUCACAAGGAUAUACUGUGCUGGAUCUUCCAAGCCUCCUCCAGAUGACAAAAAUAUACAGAAUGCAAUCCUGAAGUUUAAACAGAAGUUAAGCUACUACUUGUACCACAGUUAUACUAAAUUAAGAAUAGACCAACUGUUUAACAUCAUUAUUAUUGAUUAUCCGGACUCCCAGCCUGCAAUAGAUGACAUUAAACUGUGUUUAAAUAAGACAGACUUGAGGGCAACUUUAUAUAAGAAACUCCAAAGUGCAUUAGAAACUAGGCUGUUGCAUCCCGGUGUGAAUACUCCAGAUAUCCUCACAGCCUAUGUGUCUACUAUUAGAGCUUUGCAGCACCUUGAUCCAUCUGGGGUUAUCCUAGAGACUGUCACCAAACCUGUGAAGAAUUAUCUGCGGAACCGGGAGGACACAGUGAGGAGUGUAGUCAGCAGUCUUACAGAGGAGGGAGCUGGCAGCGAACUGGCAGAGGAGUUGGCCAAAUUUGCAACAGAUGCUGAUGGGGAUCACGAAAAAGAAGAAGCCUGGGAUGAAUGGAACCCUGAUCCGGUGGAUGCUGAUCCUAAAAUUAAUGCCAAUGACAGGAAAGCAAGUGACAUCAUAUCCAUGCUGGUCAAUGUGUAUGGUAGCAAGGAAUUGUUUGUUAAUGAAUAUAGAACACUCCUGGCAGACAGGCUGUUGGCUCAAAAUGUCAUAAACACAGAAAAGGAAAUAAGAUACUUAGAAUUACUCAAAUUAAGAUUUGGGGAGUCACAAUUGCAUUUCUGUGAAGUGAUGCUAAAGGACAUAUCAGAUUCAAAAAGGAUUAAUGCAUUGAUACAACAACACAGUAAUUUUAAGGCACUUAAUGAGAAAUUUACUUCGAAUGCUAUGAUUCUGUCCGCUCAAUUCUGGCCACCUUUUAAGGAUGAAAACUUGGAACUGCCUGACGAGAUCAAAAAACAUUUUGAAGCGUAUACUAAGACGUUUGAAGAAUUAAAGGGAAGUAGGACAUUGAGUUGGAAGCCACACCUUGGAAAUGUAAAUAUAGAGAUUGAAAUUGGAGGAGAGAAAACUGACUUGAUAGUUUCUCCAUUUAAUGCCACUCUCAUAAUGCACUUCCAAAAUAAGCCUGAAUGGUCAUUAGAAGAGUUGCAUCAGGUCAUGAAAGUGCCAAUUACUGUCCUAAGGAGAAAAAUAACGUAUUGGCAGUCUUUGGGAUUUAUUACUGAGAAAAGUACUGACUUUUAUGUGUUAGUAGACAGCUCAGAUGCUAAGAAAUCUCAAGUGUCAGCCAACCAAGUACAAGAGAUGAUCUGUGAGGAUGAUGAGACGGAGAGUGUUAUGGCAUCUGCUCAUGAUCAGCGGGAAGGGGAGCUUCAAGUGUUCUGGUCCUACAUUGUAGGCAUGUUGACCAACUUGGAUUCUCUGCCUUUAGACAGAAUUCAUCAGAUGCUGAAAAUGUUUGCAUCUCAAGCUCCAGGCACCGAGUGCAGUCUGCAGGAGCUCCGACAAUUCCUGGACACUAAAGUCAGAACUCACCAGUUGGUGCUGCAAGGUGGCAUGUACAAAUUACCAAAAACGUAAUUAAAGCACUAUUUUAUAUUUAUA
Messenger RNA from Cydia amplana, 2420 nucleotides. It is a transcript of the gene morula, whose product is annotated as anaphase-promoting complex subunit 2. The record is from RefSeq and is a predicted model, not a curated record. The transcript has a single exon. NCBI's taxonomy places the organism in Eukaryota, Metazoa, Arthropoda, Insecta, Lepidoptera, Tortricidae. Gene Ontology annotation, cellular component: anaphase-promoting complex. Gene Ontology annotation, biological process: protein K11-linked ubiquitination; metaphase/anaphase transition of mitotic cell cycle; ubiquitin-dependent protein catabolic process. The coding region runs from base 66 to 2396 and encodes 776 amino acids. Gene Ontology annotation, molecular function: ubiquitin protein ligase binding.